AUGACUGAAGAACUCAGGGAUCCAUACAAGAGUCUUCCUCGUGCGAUCUACAUAUCCCUGCCUGUGGUUACCUUCAUAUACGUUCUGGCCAAUGUGGCUUACCUGGCUGUCCUACCGCCUCCUGAAAUGAGAGCCUCUGAGGCUAUUGCUGUGGGCAUUCUCUCACUGAUGAUGCUGUUUACGACAGACAUCUAUCGUCUGAUAGAAUAUUCCUCAUUUGUCGAGUCCUUCUUCAUCACACUUUCCAUCCUCAGCCUCCUCUAUCUCCGCUGGAAACGACCAGACCUUCAACGUCCCAUCAAGGUGAACCUGUUGAUCCCUCUGAUCUUCUUGUCUAUCUGCACAUUUCUUGUGGUGAUGCCACUCAAAGAGAGACCAUUUGAAGUUCUCAUGGCCAUUGCAAUCUCAGCUGCUGGGGUUCCCAUCUAUUUCAUCUUUGUCUACAUGAAGAAAAGACCACAGUGUCUCGAUAAUCUAUCCUAUGGCUUCACCUGCCUGAUGCAAAAGGUGUUCUUUGCAGCUGAAGGACAAAAGGCAGAUUGAACCCAUCUCUUCCCAGGCAGCAGGUUCAUGUGGGUGAGCAACUGACAGUUCCCAGCUUUGUUAUAACUGAUCUAGUCAGGUGAGACAGUAUUCAAGCAUUUUCCAUGAGAUAAUCAAUCCAGUACAAUAGGUGUUCCUAAAAUCAGGUCUAGUCAGGGAUAUUGAAACCAUACCAAGUUCAUUAUGUUCACAACCAGGCAACUCAAGUAACAAAUUUGAAACUCUCAUCAUGCAAGAUCUGAAUUGAUUGAUGAAUCUCCUCAUGACAGAUUUGCAUUAAUUUCUUCAAGAAGUGCCUUCUCCCUGGUCACCUGGCAGAUGAGCAUUCCCUGCUCAACUGCAUUCCUUGUUGACCAUUUUGGAGUUCGUAUUAAGUGUUUUUUCUACCUAGUAUAAUGAUGUCCUGUGAGCCUCAAAUGACCUUUGCCAAUGUUGUGCCUCAUUGCACUGCACAUCUGUGAAUAUGUUGAAUCUCAAUGCUCUCCUUGGUUGUUUUGCUUUGCUAGACACUCAAGUGAGCCUUUUGGAUUUUCCUUUGAAUCUCUUUUGCAGUAUUAGCUAACCUAUGAUUAUUUGCUUCUUAGUUGCAUUGUUAUUUUUCUUUUCGUAUUUUGUUCUGUUAUUCUGUUCUCAAGUUGUUCUUGCUGUUAUACUUGCCUGAUGUAGGGAGGGAGUGCUAUUUUUCUUGAUUUGUGUUCAAAGAUGGAUUAUUACCCUAUUCCUCAUUGAUUUCGAAGGAC
Darwinula stevensoni is the source of this 1283-nucleotide messenger RNA. Lineage: Eukaryota; Metazoa; Arthropoda; Ostracoda; Podocopida; Darwinulidae. The record is from the annotation of a GenBank genome assembly.